Molecule: messenger RNA, 543 nt
Organism: Ostreococcus lucimarinus CCE9901
Lineage: Eukaryota; Viridiplantae; Chlorophyta; Mamiellophyceae; Mamiellales; Bathycoccaceae
Exons: 1
Coding region: 1-543 (180 amino acids)
Source: RefSeq, a predicted model, not a curated record
AUGGCGUACGCGGAAACGGCGACUGCAGAAUUAGGCGCGAUGAAAUCGAGACUCGAGCAAGUCGAGCGAAAGUCGGAGGAGGACGCGCGAACGAUCGAUGAGCUGCGCGCGCGCGUCGAACGCGCGACGACGUCGACGUCGACGUCGAACACCGACGCGACGGCGGGGAUUCGAGCGGCUUUCGAGGCUGAGACGAGACGGCUCGGAGAGCGAGCGCGCGUCGCGGAGCGCGAACGCGACGACGCGUUGCGCUCGCUCGAGCGCGCGGUCGCCCCGCGCGCGCGCGAGGAAUCCGUAGAGACGCCAGUCGGCGGCGAGGACGCGUCGCGGAUCACGGAGGAGGCGCUGUUGAGGCGGCGCUGCGACGACGCGGACGGGUUGUUGAGACAGUACGCGGCCGAAGGCGCCGCCCUCGCCGAAGAGGCGAACGAAGCCGCCAGACGGAACCGGGUGUUGGAAGCAUUCGCAUCGGACGCUUUCGCGCUCGUCGAGGACGCGCGCGCGCUCGUCGACCGUCGCCGCCGCGAACGCGCGGCGACGUGA